Haliotis rufescens (red abalone) is the source of this 2214-nucleotide messenger RNA. Its product is annotated as sulfotransferase 1A1-like. Gene Ontology annotation, molecular function: sulfotransferase activity. NCBI's taxonomy places the organism in Eukaryota, Metazoa, Mollusca, Gastropoda, Lepetellida, Haliotidae. Gene Ontology annotation, cellular component: cytoplasm. Bases 280 to 1134 code for a protein of 284 amino acids. The record is from RefSeq and is a predicted model, not a curated record. Gene Ontology annotation, biological process: sulfation. The transcript is spliced from 6 exons.
UGAAGAAGUGGUUGUAGGGUGCAUUUAUACAGACCGGUAAUUUCAAUAGAUUUAUUCACUCAUUGUGAAAAGUGGUUUCCCUAUGAUGCGCAACCAAUGCUAGCACAGUCCCUUAGUAUUUGAUGCGAUGAGUUAAGUUUUAAAACGGAACCCACCGACACUAACGCCUCAUGCGGACGUGAACGUUGUCGUCAACAAGACCUGUGACACCCCCCACAUAAACAAGUCCUCUGACAAUACAACUGCUGUAUCAACGACAACUUCAUCAUUAGAGACACCAUGACGUCAGUGACUGUGGCCGACGCGGGUGGUGACGAGAUGACGCUGUCCAAUCAUAACGGGUACAUCUACCCAGAUUUCCCCUGUAAAAAAGCUGUCCUCAACAUGCCAGCCGUAAAAGUCAGAUCUGAUGACGUCCUUGUUUGUGCAUACCCGAAGUCAGGGACAAACUGGGUGUGGGAGAAGACUCGCUUACUACUGGCUGGGAAGCUGGAUUGUGAUGACGUCAGCAAGAUGACGCGCAUGCUUGAAUUCAGGGAUGAGGGUGACUAUAAGGACCUUCCAUCUCCCAGAAUCCUCAACUCGCACCAGCUCUUCCGGCAGCUUCCGGUUGACGUGAGCAUUAACAAACCUAAAAUCAUCUAUCUAAUUCGCAACCCCAAAGACCUGGCAGUGUCUUACUACAACUUCGCAAUCAGCAUGCCACAUUUCAAAUACAAUGGACAAUGGACGAACUACUUGAAGAGCCUUAUGGAGGGCAAAUUUGACUACGGUUCCUGGUUUGACUACGUGAAGGACUGGGAGGAGGUGAAGAAGACCACUGACGUCCCCAUACUGACCAUCUAUUAUGAGAACUUGAAGCAGGAUACAUUCAGAGAGACAAAGAGACUAUGUGAAUUCCUGGGUGUUGAAAGAAGUGAAGCUUUUGUCACACAAGUGUGUAACCAGUGCGAGUUUGACUCCCUGAAGAAACUCAAGGCCACAUCAAAAGUUACCCGGGAUUCAGUUUAUAGAAAAGGUCAAAUUGGCGACUGGAAAAAUUGGUUCACCGUAGCCCAAAAUGAGUGGUUUGAUAUGUUAUAUGCCGAGAAGAUGGGAGACUGUCACCUGGAUAUUAAAUACAGUUCGAAGUAAACUUGUUUUAAAGCUUCCAGGAGUUGAUACAUCCUCAGUUACCCAUGGCAUUAUAUCGCCAUUCUAUUAUACAGUAAACUACGGUUAUAACGAACUCAAAGGUACCACUAAAUUUAGUUCGUUAUAGCCGUAGUUUAUUAUAAUCAUAUAUACAACAUAUAUACAGUUAAUGGACGGGACCAAAAAAAACAGUUCGUUAUAUCCGUCAGUUUGUUUUAAGCGUGUUCGUUAUAAACGUAGUUUACUGUAGAUAGAAAAGGUGGUAGUAUUUCAGAGAAGAAAAAUUGUUUAUGUUAAGCCAAAUAUAUGUGGUCUAGUGGAUAGAGCGUGUGGAUCAGCGCGGUGGGUCGGCGGUGCGCCGUGUCAUAUACCAAAAGAAGUUAAAAGAUGGUUCUUGUUGUUACCCUGCCUGGCGCUCGGUAUUGAGGGGAUAAAACAAGGGCGGGUCGGCGCGGUAUACUGUGUCUGAGUGGGGUAUCCAUGUACAACUGCGGCAUGGUACCUCAGUGGGCUAGCACUAUAAAACCGUCACAAGUCCGAACCAGUACAGGCAGACGCACCUUCGUACAUCCGUCGGUAUAUAACUGCAAUAAUCCUGGAAGGGACGUGAAACCCCAUUUCAUUUCUAUGGUGGCCAAUAAGGGACAUGGAGUCUGUUUUUUUUCAAUAUUUUGAUAUUUCACUUACUUUUAUCGUAAAUUUGUAAUAAAAAUAUGUGAUAAAUCGUGUAUAAAGUAGCUAUUGAAUCGCUGAAAUGUGAAGCGAAAAUGUCAAAAACUAAAAUGGAAAUGUCCAAAACAAAUAAGUUUUCACCGCGGUGGAAGGAAAUACUUUUCUGUAUUUUGAUUUUAGUUUUUGACAUUUUCGUUUUUGUUUUUGACAUUUUCAUUUUAGUUUUUGACAUUUCCAUUUUAGUUUUUGACAUUUUCGCUUUUCAGCGAUUCAGUAUCUACUUUAUACAUGAUUUAUCACAUAUUUGUAUGACAAAUCGUGUUAAUUUGCAUAUGGGCCACCGUACAUUUCACUUCCUCUCAACUGUAAACAAACAUUAUAAAAAUAAAAAAGAAACUUGGCUCCUUU